AUGUUGUUGCAGAGUUUUAAGGCCCUUAGGGCUACGAGAAGCAGCCUUAUAAGUACUCCAAUAAUACAAACAGCCGGGUACAAGACACAAUAUUUGGGCCAGAAAGUGGUUAAGGUGUAUCAGCCAUUGCCCAAGUUAAGAGAAGGAACACCAUUGAUGAAGUACGUUAAGGAGAACCAAUACAAGAAGUUGGAUCCAAAUGGUGUGAAAAAGAGUUUGUUGGACAAGUCAAAUCCAAGCUUGUUACGUUCGGGAGAUAUCGUUCGUAUUACCUAUAAUAAUAAACAGCCACCUUUAGUUGGUAUGGUAAUUGCUGUCAAGAGAAACGGCUGUGACUCCAACAUCCUACUUAGGAACUCUUAUGCUAAACUCGGAGUGGAGAUCAGAGUGCCUAUUUUCAACCCUGUGAUCGAAAGAGUUGAUAUUCUGAAGAGACCUACGAAGUACAGAUCGAGAAACAAGUUGUAUUAUAUCAGAGGUACCAAGUUGGAUGUCACUGAUAUCGAAUCGUCAUUGAAGAAGCAGCAAAGAAGAUCAAACUAG
Molecule: messenger RNA, 543 nt
Organism: Komagataella phaffii GS115
Lineage: Eukaryota; Fungi; Ascomycota; Pichiomycetes; Pichiales; Pichiaceae
Product: Mitochondrial ribosomal protein of the large subunit
Exons: 1
Coding region: 1-543 (180 amino acids)
Biological process (GO): translation
Cellular component (GO): ribosome; mitochondrial large ribosomal subunit
Molecular function (GO): structural constituent of ribosome
Source: RefSeq, a predicted model, not a curated record